GUUGCUGUGAAGGUGACGGUCCCACCGGGGAGAGCGUCUGUAGAAACGGUAUCUGGGAGUUACAGGAGAUCUGCUGAACGUUGAGGUUCCUGUGGAAGCUGUGCGACAUUCCAUCCAGAAAGGAUGACCGCUGGAUCCAUCUGUGUACCGCAGAUUAUACCCCUUCGUGUUCCUCUUCCUGGUAAAGGGAAAUAUGAAGUAGACACCAACACACCGAUUGAAAUAAAAUCAGAUUCCCCAGAUGUGUCCAUAUUUUAUACACUGGAUGGAAGCAAGCCAGAUUUAUUUAAAAAGGUUGGGCACACAGAAAACACCACUUUAAAGUAUCGAGGUCCGUUUACAUUGCCUGAUGGUAAAAUCACUGUUAAGGCUGUGGCUGUAAGUAGAGACAACAGAGAAAGUGGCAUUGUGACAAAAGUGUUCAGUGUGGAGUAUGUUCCCCCAGAGAUAGACUCCUCAGAUGAAGACAAUGAUGAAAACUUCCUGAAAGAGCUCUCCAAAAAGAACACUGCCAAUAUUUCCUCCACUUUGAAGACUAAAAAGAAAGAUGGCAUGUCACAAAGAACUUCAGCCUGGAAUGAAGCAGCACAAAGUUAUAGAGAUCUUGAUCCAGAUGGGAGAAUCAGCCACAGGUCUGUAACUGGCCCAAGAUUUCUGAAUAGUCGCCUAGGGAAACCCAGCCAGGCAGAGGAGGCAGUGUCCAUACCCCAGACCCAGAGGUCACAGGUGAAUGACACAGCCGAACCAAUACUUAGGAAGAGUCUGACCAGUACGCAGAGCAUGAGAAUCCAGCGGGAGACAGAUUUCCUCAAGUGUGCCCACUGCUUAGCCCCUCGCCCAUCUGAUCCAUUUGCUCGCUUCUGUCAGGAAUGUGGCUCCCCUGUUCCACCAGUGCCUGGACGUCGCUUGCCACCGCCAGAGGGCGCUCAGAUGGGGCUGUGUGUGGAAUGCAGAACGAUGGUCCCUCUGAACACCCCCUCUUGUAUUGUGUGUGAAGCUCCUUUGUUUGCACAGAUGCAGCCCCAAGCUAGUAUUCAUCUCAAGGAUAAAACUGUGUGCCGUUCCUGUGGAACUGGAAAUCCCAUAAACCUAAAACACUGUGUGACUUGUGAGGCCAAGCUACCAGAAACCCAAACGCUAAUAUACAGCGGAGAGUCAGCACCUCCUUUACCUACCCAGACGGGAAAAAUGCAGGCUUGCUCCAAGUGUGGCCGUGUCAACUUGGCAGAUGCUCGGUUCUGUGACUGGUGUGGGGCAAAGCCAGGCCCCUCUGUCAGUUAUCUGACUUGCUCUAAGUGUGGGGCCAGCAACCAUCCCUAUGCCCAUUUCUGUGCAACCUGUGGGGUCUACCUGGAGCCUCCGGCACGAUUCUCAGCCCAGCAGAACAGGAUGAUAAACGGUACAGGCCGCAUGACACAAUCUGUGGCUUUAGAUGGUCGUGCUUCUUGGCAACCAUUAUCAGUCUCAUUGCCAGACCCUAGACUAGGGACCGAGAAAGUGGACAAAGGGUCGCAGACUGUGGGAUUGUUUUACCCUUCUAGCAGACUUAUGGAGAAGAAGGAGCUGGAGCUGUUAUCAGAGAAAGAGAAAAAGGAGAAGAUGAGUGAUCGCAGACCUCUUGUAACAGCAGUCAGUCCAGGCCGAGGCUAUUGGAGGCAGCAGCUGGAUCACAUUUUUGCCCAUUUGCGCUGCUAUACACAGAACGACUCUGAAUUUAAAGCAUUGAUUGGAAAACCUCGAAUGGGAAGAAUCAUAUCAGCCACAGUGCAUGAAGAUGGAUAUGAAGUCAGUCUGAGGUUAAACUAUGUCUUAGUGACAGACAAGAAUGUUGUGACUGGAAAGCCAAUGAAUCUGUCCAGCAAUCACUUCCUGAGCAAUGUGACAGAAGGCAGAGAUGAUUUGGAUGAGACACAAUCCAGUGUGGCAAGCGAGGAUGGGCUGAGUGCCAGAAGCAACAACUCAAAAAACAAACGGUCCAAGAGGAAAAAUAGGAAGCCACUACAGAAAGAAGAUCGACUUCCUCCUGAAGAUCGCAAACUUUUCAAGGAAGUUGGACCCAAAGGUGAUGGCAGGAUUGCUACUGUUGAGGAACUCUUGGACGAGGGAGCAGAUCCAAACUGUACUAACAACGAAGAUCGUCCGGUGCUGACAGUGGCAGUUCUCAAUGGACAUGACAAAGUCAUACCUGUCCUAGUACAGAAAGGAGCUGACAUAGACCAGCAGUCUGGAACGAACAAUAACACUGCUCUCCAUGAGGCUGUCCAGCUUGGCAUGGAAGGCAAGAAGUGCACUGAAGUCUUGCUUGGAUGCAAUGCAAGCAUAAAAAAGAAAAACAAUAAAGGGAUGACAGCAUAUGAUUUAGCUUUAAAGAGUGGAAAUGAACAGAUCUCCUCGCUGUUUGCCUCCAAACUGGGACAAGGUAUGCUGGAUAAACUCACCAAGCCAAAGAACAUCAGUCUGGAUGUUUUCUAAGUAG
This is a messenger RNA of Nanorana parkeri, 2476 nucleotides long. RefSeq names its product double zinc ribbon and ankyrin repeat domains 1 (gene DZANK1). The record is from RefSeq and is a predicted model, not a curated record. Gene Ontology annotation, molecular function: protein binding. NCBI's taxonomy places the organism in Eukaryota, Metazoa, Chordata, Amphibia, Anura, Dicroglossidae. The coding region runs from base 124 to 2472 and encodes 782 amino acids. The transcript is spliced from 21 exons. Gene Ontology annotation, biological process: eye photoreceptor cell development.